Messenger RNA from Oryzias melastigma (Indian medaka), 2861 nucleotides. RefSeq names its product ring finger protein 44 (gene rnf44). The transcript is spliced from 11 exons. The coding region runs from base 525 to 1847 and encodes 440 amino acids. The record is from RefSeq and is a predicted model, not a curated record. NCBI's taxonomy places the organism in Eukaryota, Metazoa, Chordata, Actinopteri, Beloniformes, Adrianichthyidae.
UUUGCCAAAACAAUACAUUUCAAGGAACAUAGACGCGCCAAGGAAUAUUUUUUUUUGCAUCGUUGAGCAGUAACCUCUGUCUAUGUAUGGUGUUAAACACAGUUUGAUACUUACAAAGAAGCCAAAUUCAAAAGCACACACUUUUUUUGUGUGCAUUUUCUUAUUUAAAGGAAGUCGCUAUGCUGCAUGGGAGAGCGUGUGUUAGCUGGCUAACGUUAGCAAGCUAGUACUAGCUCUAUCGGGAGACCAAUCUUUAUUUUUUUGGUUAUAAAUAAACAAGAAGCAUUUUUAAUCGAUAGCCCUUUAUUGGAUUUUAUUUUUUACAAGAUGCUGGUUGGUUACAGGCGAAUACAACUUACAAAUAUUAAUGGAAGCCGACGUCUCGGAUGCUAAAACAUCAACAAUCUAUUAUCGCUCAUCAAGCGAACUAGCUUAAAAAGGUUAAGACAAUCAGGGGCAACAUACAGCUGCCUCCACCACACAGUUUCCUAUCUUGAGUGUGACUCGUCUGCACGACGUCACCAAUGCGACCAUGGGAAAUAGCAGUAAAUAGGCUGCCACCAACAGCCCCCUUGAACCCGAGGAGAUUCCUUGGAGAACCUUGCAACGCCCCCGUGCACCUCAGGAGAAGCCCACCAGUGAGACGCCAGUGGGGGAGAAGAGACAGGCCUGUGCUGCACGCUUCCCCGGUCCAGGAUGAGAACUUCCAUCAUCUGCUUUUCUCACAGCAUCACCAACAGGUUCCUUUAGAUGAGUCCCGCCAGUACAGCCACACCAGCACAGCACCACGCAUGCUUCACCCUGCUGCUCACCUGCCACAGCAGAGCCCCAUCAUGGUUGAUUUACAUGACCAGAUGCACCAGGGAUCUGUUCCAAUAUCAUAUACUGUUACAACGGUGACAACCCAUGGGUUUCCCAUCCACACCGGGCAGCCCCUUCCAGGGUGCAACACUCAGCAGCUCCCAGCAUGCUCGGUAAUGUUCAGCGGACAGCUCUCUCUGCUCUGCUGCCUUCCUCCUCCUCUUAUACAGGCAUGUACCAUGCAGCAUAUACCUGUGUCUUAUCAAGCCUUUCCGCCCCUGCUCUCCAGCGAACAUUUUGUAUUACACCCAACCCCAUCUGCACCUCCUCACCAGCCACCGCACCUUACUCCUUUGAGCCAGUUUGUCCCUUUACAGCCACAGCACCCGCGCAUGCCUCUGCAGAGGGUUGAGAAUGAAGUUGACCUAAGAGGGGACCAGCACUCCGUCGGCACAUUCUCAUAUCCUCCCUCUCACCAUCCACCAGCGCUGCCUCCUUCACUGCCCCUACAGUAUCUUCCUCAAGAGCCUCUACAUCAGGAGCUUCCCUUUGGAGUGCCAUAUCCUCAUGUGCUGCCACGGCGAGUAAAUGGACAGAGAUAUCGACUGCAGCAACCUCUCCCCGCUCCUCCUCCCCCUCCGUCUUACUACCCAGGCUUCCUCCCUUACUUCCUGUCAAUGCUUCCCGUGCCUCCAACGGCUGUGGGCCCGGCCAUCAGCCUCGACCUGGAUGUGGAUGACGUGGAGAUGGAGAACUAUGAAGCGUUGUUGAAUUUGGCUGAACGGUUGGGUGAAGCGAAACCUCGAGGUCUCACAAAAGCAGAUAUAGAGCAACUUCCGUCCUACAGAUUCAACUCAGAAAAUCACCUUUCUGAACAAACGCUGUGUGUUGUGUGCUUUAGUGACUUUGAGUGUAGGCAGCUACUUCGGGUAUUACCUUGUAACCACGAAUUCCACGCCAAGUGUGUGGAUAAAUGGUUAAAGACCAAUCGCACUUGUCCUAUCUGCCGAGCCGAUGCGUCGGACGUACACCGGGAGGUGGAGUGAGAACAGUCUUGAGUUUUGAACUGGAUUGCCAGACACAUUAAAGCCUGUCUCGAAAGCGGGGAACACCUGCCACCUAACCUGUGUCCUCCAGUAAAUAUCGCUUAACAACCCACUGUCCCUAAACAGCAAGCAAUCCAGGACCGUCACUGGAGUGUGUUGUACCUCUGCUGUGCUUCAUUGUCCAAGUCUCAUGAAACCCACUGCCUACUGCAGCCUAUGGCUAGAGUUCUGGGAUUAUACCAGCCAGUUCUUUCUCUGCCCCCUUGUUGCAGAUUCCAAAGAUUUUCCCUACAAUGCAUCGUUUGCUGCUUUUGUUUACAGGGUUUCAUUUGUAUUCAGUGGAUUUGCUUGUGGCAUUUAUGAAAAAAGUGGGAGUCCUGCUUUGGAGGGGACCAGUCGGAAGCCCGCCGGAUGAUGGGCUGGACACUUUGUGCAAUUAGCAGAAAAAUAAUAGGAGUAUUUCGCUGUGGGUAUCUGUGUUUGGAGGCGCCGCCUAACCAUCAUAGAUGCAUGUUUGUGUAGGUGUUGGGCAAAGUGAUUUGUUAAUAAUAUAUGUUCUGCAAUAAUGUUUUGAACCGUUUUACCCCUUACUUGUUUCAACUUUGCCUUUUGCUAUUGUGAAAGUGUGACUCGCUGUGGUUCCAUGCAGAUUCUGCUGAGCCUGAGGUCAUGGACUGCAAGUGAUGGGACAUGCAGCUGCAGGGAAUCUUCUGACCCUGAUUAUCCAAAAGAGAGGGGGGGGCAGAUACCGAUCUGUACAGAAGCAGUGGUGUGUUAAUGGACUACAUCUUCUCUGAGGUUACCUGGCAUAACUGCACAAGCGCUGCGUCCGCCAUCCACGUUAGCGUUCUCCUGGCAAAUCUGUGCGCGUAUGUGCAUAUUUUGUGUGUGUGCGUGUGAGUGUUUGUCCUGUUCACAGAGCCAAUGCAUUGUGUAACCACUGGAUACAGGACAGCAUGCUAGGAUUUGCAUGAACUGUUGAUUCAGACUAGCAAUAUUUUAAUCAAGCAUUGC